Molecule: messenger RNA, 2812 nt
Organism: Hermetia illucens (black soldier fly)
Lineage: Eukaryota; Metazoa; Arthropoda; Insecta; Diptera; Stratiomyidae
Gene: wg
Product: protein wingless
Exons: 6
Coding region: 123-1496 (457 amino acids)
Biological process (GO): multicellular organism development; canonical Wnt signaling pathway; neuron differentiation
Cellular component (GO): extracellular region
Molecular function (GO): frizzled binding; cytokine activity
Source: RefSeq, a predicted model, not a curated record
GCAUUCUCUGCCGCGGUGGCACCGGAUCGCGCCUAUGUACCGGCGACAUCCUCUGAAGAUCGCUUUCAGAAAUUGUCGGUGUUCGGUUUUGUGGUUGAAUUAUUUAAUUAAUUUAAUUUAGAAUGAAAUAUUCGAGUUUGAUCAAAAUGGACUUGAAAUUGGAAAUUUUGGUUGUUCUUGUGUGCAUUGUGACAAUGAUCCCAUCCGUUAGUUGGGGUCUGAAAAGUGAAAGUAAACAGAAAUCGGGUCGUGGACGGGGGUCAAUGUGGUGGGGUCUUGCAAAAAUCGGAGAACCAAAUAACAUAUCCCCUCUGUCGACGGGGAUGUUAUAUCUCGAUCCUGCGAUUCAUACGACACUGCGAAGGAAGCAACGACGUUUAGUACAAGACAAUCAAGGUGUCCUGAAAGCACUGGUGAACGGUGCAAAUUUAGCCAUCUCCGAAUGUCAGCAUCAGUUCCGAAAUCGUCGAUGGAAUUGUUCGACUCGAAACUUCUUAAGGGGUAAAAAUCUCUUUGGAAAAAUCGUCGAUCGAGGAUGUCGCGAGACUGCAUUCCUUUAUGCAAUUACAAGCGCCGCCGUAACAUAUUCGGUGGCACGAGCAUGUAGUGAGGGUACAAUUGAAUCAUGCACCUGUGAUUAUAGUCAUCAGACGAGUUCUCCGCAACCCACGGAUCCAAGUAGUAGUGAUGUAGUUGGUGUUCGCGAAUGGGAAUGGGGUGGUUGUUCGGAUAAUAUACAAUUUGGAUUGAAAUUUGCUCGGGAAUUUGUGGAUACAGGAGAGCGUGGAAGGAAUUUACGGGAAAAGAUGAAUUUACAUAAUAACGAGGCAGGAAGAGCGCUCGUUCAGGCCGAGAUGCGAAAGGAAUGCAAAUGUCAUGGAAUGUCAGGAUCAUGUGCGAUGCGUACCUGUUGGAUGCGGCUGGCUCCCUUCCGGACUAUAGGUGACAAACUAAAGGAUCGAUUUGAUGGAGCUUCACGUGUUAUGGUAACUAACAAUGUGCGAAGCAAUGGCGGCAACGGCGGUGCUAAUGGUGGUGGAAAUGGUAUGGCCGGAGGCACUGGAUUGAGUGAGAAUUCGAUAAAACAUCAUUCGGGAGGAAUACAAUCGAAUAACAUUGCGUCGAGUUCGUCGAGUAUUUCAAAGAAUGCUAUUCGUGGACGAAAUCGUCAUCAUAAAAAGGAUAGAAGAUAUAACUUCCAACUGAAACCCUUCAACCCUGACCACAAACCUCCAGAGCGUAAGGAUCUUGUCUACUUUGAACCAUCUCCGGGAUUCUGUGAACGAAACCCACGUCUAGGCAUCCAAGGAACACAUGGCCGCCAAUGUAACGAGACCUCAAUGGGCGUGGAUGGUUGCGAUCUUCUGUGUUGCGGUCGAGGCUACCGGACGCAGGAAAUUACCGUGGUCGAACGUUGCUACUGUCGAUUCCAUUGGUGCUGUCAAGUGAAAUGUCAGAUAUGUCGAAAUAAGAAAACCAUCCAUACUUGUCUGUAAGAUAUUCACGAUAAUUUAAUGUAAUGUAUGUAAUUUUAUCGAAUUUCGUUAGGAUCUUUUUUCAAUAAUUUUACGUGUGAUUGUGUAUAUAUAUUUUUGUAAAAUGACUUUAAGAGUUCCUUGAAAAUGAAAAACAACGCGAGCGUGUAUGUGCGAUUUGUAUAUAAAGGAAAUGUUUUAAUAUAAAACAAGGCGAGACGAUACGAACACCAAAAAGUAUGUAGUAACUUUCUGAUUUCUACUUGAAAGCAAAAAGAUUGAAGAUAUUUCGGUUGAACUUAGAUCUUAAGAACAUCCAUCCGUCAAAGUUGCAUCUUUCAUCCAACUUUUAACAGAGAAACUUCAAUGGUUUCAGAAUUGUACCCUUACUACUUAAAUUAGCACCCUAGACUUACAUAUACCCUUACUAUUUAAAAUUAUGUAAAAACCUAUCUUUUCGGCUUUAAAUUAUUUUAGCAUCUUUCUAGCAAACCAGUUAAGAAAACCAUUGUAAAUUAUUAUAAAGAAAUUUCAAAACCUUACGCCACAGUAUUAAAACGACAUGCCCAGUUUACUUUUACUCUAAGAAAAUGUAUCUAUUUAUUAAGCCUACAUUAAGACUAAAUGCAUUUCAUCAGAAUUACACAAAAAAUCAAAAAAACGAUUCAAAAACUAUCUAAUAAUUUACGAUAACUGUUGAUAAAGUCAACAAAGACUGACUGUAGUAUUUAGAAAUGAACGGAAUCUAAAAGAUGAUAGAUAUCUUUAUAUUCUUUCAUAAUUUCGUUUUAUUUUAUAAAAUAUUUACACUAAACUAUUUCAAAUAUGCUGUGUACUACUUGGUCAUAUAUUUACUAAUGUAAUUUUAGAUAUAUUUUAUCAUAAAUUCGGAAUGUAAUAAAAACAUAUUUCACCAUUGUAAAUAUCUUUCGUUUGACUAGUUCAUAUCACAUUUAAUUAAUUCCUAUCAAAAAAGAAAGAUCGUUCUCUGAAUGAAUGCAAAAAAAAAAGAUUGGAUUAAGACUACUACAAUCAUAAUAUUUAUUUAUAUAUUAUUAUAUAUUUUAAUAACAUUUAACGAAGACAUUUAGACUUUGUACAUAUCCAUGAUCUUGUAAAUUGUUAUUUCAGAUGUGAAAGAAAGUGAAGUUUGUGAAGGUAUUUGAGGGAAAGUAUUUAAAGAAGAAGAUUCGGUUGAAUUGUAUCUUUUUGACUAAAUAGCACUAUUUAAAAACUAAAUCUGCCAGUGCAUGAAAUAUUUUGUUAUUUGUCAAAAAUUGUGUACUUUUAAUUCCUCUCCAGUGUUGCUUACACGAAGGAUUUUUAUAAUAAAAUAU